UUCAGCCUGCUCUAGCCAAGGCCUCCCCCAUUUGCCUUCACACCUACCUGCAGAAGGCUGGCUGACUAAAGGUUCCUUUCUCCAGCUGCUCUGACCCCAUCAAUUGGACAACCCCAACAGGACCCCACAGGGCCUCUGAGAACAAAAUGAUGCCCCUAAGAAAUUCGGUCAGUGGCAUUUUCCCGGCUGAUUCCAAACAGGGCCCCAGCACCACACAGCCAGGCCAAAAGAUGGUCCUCAGGAGAGGGUCCCAGUUACAAAGUCCCAGCUGGCAAAGCUUCUUCAAGAGAGAGUCCAAAGCUCUUGGGGCUGUCCAGAUCAUGAUCGGCCUGUUCCACUUCGGACUGGGGGGGAUUCUGCUGCUGGUGCCCAUGGGCACAUACACCACCGUCUGUGUGGCAGUGUGGUACCCCUUCUGGGGAGGCAUUAUCUACAUCACCUCGGGAUCAUUCUUGGUGGCAGCAGAGAAAACUUCCAAAAGUUGCCUGGUCAACACGAGGCUUGGACUGAAUGCAAUAAGCCUGUUCUGUUCCAUCUCUGGAAUAGCUCUUUUAAUCUUGGACAUACUUAAUCUCACUGUUGCUAAUUUUCUAAAACUGCAAAGUCUGAAUCUUGGUCGAAUGGACAAACCACAUGUCAACGUAUACAGCUGUGAGCAAAAUGGCCCAUCCCAGCAAAGCACUGACAUGCAGCCGUACUGUCUCACUGUGAAGUCCCUCUUCUUGGGAAUUUUGGCCAUCAUGCUGAUUUUCACUUUUCUCCAGAACGUCCUGGUAGCGUGCAUUGUGGAGGAUGAAUGGAAAACUCUGUGCUCUGGUACCCAAACAACUGUGCUUCUCCUGUCUGCAGAAGAGAGGAAGGAGCAGGUCAUCCCACUAACUGUGGUGCCCUCCCAACCAAAGGAUGAGGAAGAAAUGGAAACUCUCCCUGCUCAAGAAGAUGAGAAAGACGCAAACUUCCCAGCUCCCCCUCAGGAAAGCUCACCCCCAGACGACGCCUCAGGCUCCCCCUGAGUGAUCUGUGGGGCUCUGCCUCUGUCCCGGUCAUCUUCUUCCACAUCUGUUCUGCUCCUUGCAUGCCUCCCUCCAGCUUUGGAGUGUGUAUAGAGGAACUCAAAUGCUUCUCCAUUUCCCUGUAGGUAGCAAAAUCUGCCUUUGUGCCCUUAAAGAAAGGCAACAGACAGAGAACAAGCUUUUUGAACAUUUAUCCCACUAAAGCUGAUUUUUGUUCAGGUCCAAGUUGGCCAAGACAGCUUCAGAAUUCCAUUUCAGCUCUGAGAUUCAGUGAUCCUAUGACUGCCUUCACCUGGGAUGGAGGUUCUUAUUUACAUCAAAAAGCUCAAUUUUCUCCUACUUCCCUAAUGGGAGGAGAAAAGGGCUGCUUGCCUCUGUCCUACUCCUCACAUUUCUCCCAUUCACUGCACAAGCAACUCGUCACGUCAAGGCUGCUUCCAAGAAAGAAUUGGAAGGAUUCUCCUGUUAUCAUUUUCUGUGAACUCUUGCUCUUGGCCGUAUUUCCUGGGGUCUUGCACAAUAUACUCUAAAUAGAUGAGACCUUAAUAUUAAAGAUCAUUGUUGUUGCUGUUCA
This is a messenger RNA of Trichosurus vulpecula (common brushtail), 1587 nucleotides long. It is a transcript of the gene MS4A1, whose product is annotated as membrane spanning 4-domains A1. Bases 147 to 1013 code for a protein of 288 amino acids. The record is from RefSeq and is a predicted model, not a curated record. Gene Ontology annotation, cellular component: plasma membrane; external side of plasma membrane. NCBI's taxonomy places the organism in Eukaryota, Metazoa, Chordata, Mammalia, Diprotodontia, Phalangeridae. The transcript has 7 exons. Gene Ontology annotation, biological process: cell surface receptor signaling pathway.